Messenger RNA from Phalaenopsis equestris, 810 nucleotides. RefSeq lists its product as uncharacterized. The coding region runs from base 1 to 810 and encodes 269 amino acids. The record is from RefSeq and is a predicted model, not a curated record. NCBI's taxonomy places the organism in Eukaryota, Viridiplantae, Streptophyta, Magnoliopsida, Asparagales, Orchidaceae. The transcript has a single exon.
AUGUUGCAAUGCGGGGGUAGUGAUACUUUGUUGUGUCGUCAAUUUGUAAGCAGUUUUUCAGGAAUCGCUUUUGACUGGUAUGCCGAACUACCAAAUGACUCAGUCAAAAUAUUUGCAGAAUUGGAAGACCUCUUUGUUAAGUGGUUCACUGGCGUUAAACACCAUAUCACUAUCGGUGAUCACGAGCGACAGAAGCCAGCCGAAACAUUGAUGGACUACAUUCUGCGAUGGAGAAAUUUGAGCAUGAAGUGUGAGCCACAACUCCAAGAGCAGCACACAAUCAAAAUCCUUCUAAAGAGCAUCCAUGGUCCGGUGGGUUUCUUACUCGAGGGAUUCACCAUCAAGACAUUCGAAAAGCUGCUUAGCAAAGUUGGGAAUCUUCAAGAAGAAUCUAAGCAACUUGAGUUUUUCGAGAAAGCUGGGAAGCUAAAGCCAUUGAAGACAUCUGAGAAGAAAUCUGGGAUAAUAGCAGUGGUUGACAGGGGCAAGCGACCGUUGCAAAUACAAGUUGAACAGUCUCGACAGAUCUACCAACGUCCUCGACAAAAUGGUCAACAGUCCUUUCAGCAGAGGUCCUAUCAAACAGAUGGAGGGAAACCCCCGAACAUAAAGAAUCGUUUGAACAAAAUGUAUCCUUUCAAGAAUGAGGCAGUCAAACAAAUAUUUCAGAAUUUGAUAAAGAAACACGAGUUCAAGCUCCCUGAACCAAAGAAACCAGACGAAGUUGAUGAAAAAUAUCAUCCGAUGUACUGCCCAUAUCAUAGGCUGAUUGGACACACCAUAAAAGAUUGUUUCACUUUUAAAGAUUAG